This is a messenger RNA of Rhinopithecus roxellana (golden snub-nosed monkey), 1303 nucleotides long. RefSeq lists its product as uncharacterized. The transcript is spliced from 2 exons. Bases 1 to 690 code for a protein of 229 amino acids. Lineage: Eukaryota; Metazoa; Chordata; Mammalia; Primates; Cercopithecidae. The record is from RefSeq and is a predicted model, not a curated record.
AUGCCCAAGGAGCGGAGGCACCAGGGUUCUCCACCUGAGACCUGUACCGGAGGUGCGGAGAACUGCUGCGGGGCUCGGCGCGUACCGGGCGCCGGGGUGUUCACGGGCGGCGCUGCCUCUGCUGCGCGCAGGACGGGAGUCGCCGGAGGGCCGGUGGUGGAUUCCCUCCCCGCAUCCUUCCUCUCCGUCCAAAGUCAAAUUGCUCUUUUCUCCGCCCACGCGGGCGUGGCGGCUGAUAUCCGGUCGCUGGGCGUCCCCGCGCCCCCGGGGGCCCCGCCCUGCCGCUAUCUCCGCGGCCCACCCCGCGGCGCCUCCCUGCGGAGCUGCUCCCCCGCCCAAACCGCCGCGGCGCGACGCCGAGCCAGCCCCGCGAAGCUGCACCCACCCCUGAGGACCAGCCUCUCGAAGGCAGGGCCAACACCUCCCCGGGCUGCUGCAGCCGUGAGCCACCCCUGUUUUGUGAAACACAACGGCCGCACUUGGCCGUUGCCAUGGGCGUUUUCUGUGUUGACACAAGCAGGGACACGGAAUCCCUUGACUUUGAGUUGCAGAUCGUGGAUGUUGGCGUCUCCGCUGCGUUACCAGGAAGGAUGGAAGGGGCUUCAGCCUCCAUCCUCACUUUCCUUCUCAAGGAGUUGGCUGAGCACCUGUAGUUUUCUCUUUGGCUUGUCUCAGGUCCCCUUUCCCUGAGAGAUGAAAAGUUUUUCAGAAAGAUGAGCGCUUUCUCUUUAUUCCCAGGGACCACUUCACACACUCCUUUUUCACCUCCAGAGUAGAUGGAACCGUGGAACCAUGGAACCCUGCCCUCUGGUUGUGUCUGUCAUCUCCUACUGGGACCAGAGCCACAAAAGACCUAACUCUCUCCAGCGUGCAGGCAUCCCAACUAGAGGAAGCAAGGAGGCAGGGACCAAGAGGACAUCAAGAGGCGUUUGAACCCGCAGAGAGGGCCUGGAACACAAUGCUGAGCGUGGGCCCCACCACUGCUUCACAGUGGGGUGGGAGAGUGGCGUGGGGAGAGUUGUUGGCAUUUAGGGCAGGACAGUGCCCCGCCUUCGGCUUGGGACGGGGCUGUAUUGCAUCAUUACUGUAACCACUAGCCACCCCCGCCCUCACAACCCCUAUGUAUGAAAUGCAAGUAGCACCUCCCCAUCUUUGUGACAACCCAAAAUGCCACCUCCUAUGCCCAAGCACUCUCUAAUGAGGUGCUUCCUUAGGUUGAAAACCACUGUUAGAUCAUUUCCUAAAAUAUAUCUCAAAAGACAUCAAUUAGUUCCUUAAGAUAUAAGUAGGUGUUAUAUGAAAA